Messenger RNA from Prunus armeniaca (apricot), 231 nucleotides. The record is from the annotation of a GenBank genome assembly. NCBI's taxonomy places the organism in Eukaryota, Viridiplantae, Streptophyta, Magnoliopsida, Rosales, Rosaceae.
AUGGAUGAUGAAGUCAGUAACAUCUCACUUAUAUGGCAGUGUGGAUGCCUUAAUGAAGAAAAUUGGUAUGAGAGAAGCCAGUUUCUUCCCAACAACAAAGUUGACGAGUUUGAGCAACUCAAGCGUUACAAUAUGGGGGUGUUUGAUUUCCAAACAUCAUAUUAUUUCUUGCUCCCAAUGGCUACUCUGGUGAUCUUGAACAUGGCUUCCUUUACUGUUGGGGAUUUCUAG